GGAGACCAAGGAGGCGGGGAGGGGGAGAGAGGGGGUGGCGUCCCCGGCCGGUUUGAGGGGUGCGUUGCCCGGAGACGGAAAGUUUAGGAGCCUGAGCUGGCUCUGCAAGGCUAGGGGUUGGGGUCCGAGGGGUGGCGGUCCUGGGGAUGGGGAAGGAGCAGGAGCUGCUGGAGGCGGCCCGCACCGGGCACCUCCCGGCCGUGGAGAAGCUGCUGUCCGGGAAGCGGCUCUCCUCCGGCUUCGGCGGCGGCGGCGGCGGCGGCUCCGGCAGCGGCGGCGGCUCCGGGGGCGGCGGCCUCGGCUCUUCCAGCCACCCUCUCUCCAGUCUGCUGAGCAUGUGGAGAGGGCCGAAUGUGAACUGCGUAGAUAGCACCGGCUACACGCCACUACACCACGCUGCUUUGAAUGGCCACAGGGAUGUGGUCGAGGUUCUUCUGAGGAACGAUGCGCUGACCAACGUUGCUGACUCGAAAGGCUGCUACCCACUGCACUUGGCAGCGUGGAAAGGAGAUGCCCAGAUAGUGCGGCUGCUCAUCCACCAGGGGCCCUCGCACACCAGAGUCAACGAACAGAAUGCUCUUGAGAUCAAAGAACUCAAAAAGUACGGCCCCUUUGACCCUUAUAUCAAUGCCAAGAACAACGACAACGAGACAGCCCUGCACUGCGCGGCACAGUACGGCCACACGGAGGUAGUGAAGGCCCUGCUGGAGGAGCUCACGGACCCCACCAUGCGCAACAACAAAUUUGAAACCCCGCUGGACCUGGCGGCGCUGUACGGGCGGCUGGAGGUGGUGAAGCUGCUGCUGAGUGCGCACCCCAAUCUCCUGAGCUGCAGCACUAGGAAGCACACCCCCCUGCACUUGGCAGCAAGGAACGGCCACAAGGCCGUGGUGCAGGUGCUGCUGGACGCCGGCAUGGACAGCAACUACCAGACGGAGAUGGGCAGUGCUUUGCAUGAAGCUGCUUUGUUCGGCAAGACCGAUGUGGUGCAAAUCCUGCUGGCUGCAGGAAUCGACGUCAACAUCAAGGACAACCGUGGCCUGACUGCCCUUGACACUGUCCGAGACCUGCCUUCUCAGAAGAGCCAGCAGAUAGCUGCGCUGAUUGAAGACCACAUGACCGGAAGAAGAAGUGUGAAAGAUGUAGACAAGACCUCCACAGCCCAGCUACCUCUCCUCUCCUGCACAGACGCCAUAGCCCCAAAGUCUCUGGGGAGUGUGGAGAAGGCAGUGACUGAGCCGACUCUUGAUUCUGACAUCCUCGCUGAGGAGGAGGGUCCCUACGAGGCGCUCUACAACGCUGUGUCCUGCCAUUCCUUGGACAGCACGGCCAGUGGGCGAUCGUCGGACAGAGACUCCGUGAACAAGGAGGCCGAGGCCACCGGAGCACGGGCUGCUGGAGUGAGGCCUAGGGAACGCCCGCCACCUCCAGCAAAGCCGCCGCCUGAUGAAGAGGAGGAAGAGCGCGUAGAUAAGAAGUAUCUUCCCUUGGCAGCUUCUGAGGGCCUGGCUUUGAGACCCAGAAUGCAGGGCAGUGCCCCCCAGGAAGAGGAGGAGCACCCAUAUGAGCUGCUGCUCACAGCAGAGACCAAGAAGCUGGGGACCACAGACGGGAGGACUGAAGACCACAGGCAGAGCGGCGGCAGCCGGAGCCAGGACUCUGUGGAGGGGCAGGACGGGCAGGUCCCGGAGCAGUUCUCAGGUCUCCUCCACGGCUCCUCCCCAGUGUGUGAGGUGGGGCAGGACCCUUUCCAGUUGCUUACUGUCCCCAGCCAGAACCACCCCGAGUCCUCCCAGCAGGACGCCUGCCAGGAGGCCAGCAUGCAGCUAGAGGAGCCGGGCGAGCAAAGCACUGGAGCCCCGCAGCCUGGCAUCCUGGACCAAAGCAAGAGAGCGGGCUUGUCCGCAGGCCUGACGGCCCUGGCCAGCAGAACAUACCUCGACGCGUUGACUCACACAGUACCUCUGCACCCUGCUGGUGCCGAGGAAGAAGACGGGUCCAGAAGCAGAGCCCCUCCCACCAGCAAGCCCAAAGCGGAGCUCAAACUCAGCCGCAGUUUGUCUAAGUCUGACUCUGACCUCCUGACCUGCUCCCCCACGGAGGACACCACAAUGGGGAGCCGCAGCGAGUCCCUGUCCAACUGCAGCAUCGGGAAGAAGAGGCUAGAGAAGUCGCCUUCCUUUGCCUCCGAGUGGGAUGAGAUUGAGAAGAUCAUGAGCUCCAUCGGCGAAGGGAUUGACUUCUCUCAGGAGCAGCAGAAGAUCUCAGGUUCUCGGACGCUGGAGCAGAGCGUCGGGGAGUGGCUGGAGUCGAUCGGCCUGCAGCAGUAUGAGAGCAAGCUGCUACUGAACGGCUUUGACGAUGUCCGCUUCCUGGGGUCUAAUGUGAUGGAAGACCAGGACCUGAGGGAGAUUGGCAUCAGUGACCCCCAGCACCGGCGGAAGCUGCUGCAGGCUGCACGCUCCUUGCCCAAGGUGAAGGCCCUUGGCUAUGAUGGGGUCAGCCCCGCCUCAGUGCCCUCCUGGCUGGACUCGCUGGGGCUGCAGGACUAUAUCCACUCUUUCCUGUCCAGUGGCUACAGCUCCAUCGACACCGUGAAGAACCUCUGGGAGCUAGAGCUCGUCAAUGUCCUGAAGGUCCACCUGCUGGGCCACCGCAAACGCAUUAUCGCCUCGCUUGCCGACAGGCCCUAUGAGGAGCCGCCCCAGAAGCCUCCGAGGUUUUCCCAGCUAAGAUGCCAGGAUUUAAUCUCCCAGACAUCAUCCCCGCUCAGCCAGAAUGAUUCCUGUACAGGGCGGUCGGCAGACCUGCUGCUGCCCUCGGUAGACACAAGCAGAAGGCGGCAUGACAGCCUGCAUGACCCCGGGACCACCUCUCGAGCAGAACACUUCCGGGUCCAGGAGGAGCCCAGCGAGAGCAAGCUGACCCUCCGUCCGCCCAGCCUGGCUGCCCCCUACGCCCCUGUACAAAGCUGGCAGCACCGGCCGGAAAAGCUCAUCUUCGAAUCCUGUGGUUAUGAGGCCAAUUACCUGGGCUCCAUGCUGAUCAAGGAUCUGCGCGGGACCGAGUCCACCCAAGAUGCCUGUGCCAAAAUGCGGAAGUCGACGGAGCACAUGAAGAAGAUUCCCACCAUCAUCCUGUCCAUCACAUACAAGGGUGUCAAGUUCAUGGACGCCUCCAACAAGAAUGUCAUCGCCGAGCAUGAGAUCCGGAACAUUUCCUGCGCCGCGCAGGACCCGGAGGACCUCUGUACCUUUGCCUACAUCACCAAGGACCUGCAGACCAGCCACCACUACUGCCAUGUUUUCAGCACCGUGGAUGUGAACCUGACCUACGAGAUCAUCCUGACCCUGGGGCAGGCAUUUGAGGUGGCCUAUCAGCUGGCCCUGCAGGCCCAGAAAUCCAGGACCAUGGCGGCCUCUGCAGCUUCAAUGAUUGAGACAAAAUCUUCCAAACCGGUGCCUAAGCCUCGGGUCGGCAUGAGGAAGUCUGCAGUGCCGGUGCCCCCCGAUUCUCGCUGUUGUCACUGUCAUACCUGCACCACCCACCGUCCUUCCUACCUACCGCUGCCGUCUGUUAGUCCUGGAGCCAAGCUGGAACCUCCCGAUUCUGACCAAGAGGCCCCGUCCCACGCUAGUGUUUCCUGGAUCGUGGACCCAAAGCCAGACUCGAAGCGGAGCCUCAGCACCAAGUAUGAGACCACUAUCUUCUAACGCUGCUCUCUCCGCCGCCCCACUGUGCCUUUGCCACCCAGUCUUCUGCUCUCAGCUCUCCUUCCAGCUGCAGCCACCCAGGCCCCACCUCCCUGGGACCUGCCCUCCUGGCAGCAGCCCCUGCCUCCACCACCCAACACUGUGAAUCCUCCCCUUGGGCUGAGGACAGCUGGAGGCUGACUUGUCUUUGACAGGGGGCCUCGUAGGCAGCAGAGUGGGGCUGAGGCCCCCAAAGCCUCUGGGACAGGCACCGUGAGGUGAGGUAGUCUUCCAGCAAACCACAGGAGCUCCCUCUGAGCUUGCUCUCCUCGCCUGGGUCACAGCUGGAUGCCAAGAGCUACCAGUUGUCACCUUUCCUGACCCAACCACCACUGUGACCGCUCAGUGCCGGGAUGCCCUACACACAGCUGCUCUCAGGUGCUGGUUUCUCUCCUGGUCAGUGGGUGAUCUGGCUGCACCGGGGACAGACUUCUGUCAGGGGGAAGGGUGGUGCCAGCCACGCCCCUGUGCACUGGCUGGCUCUGAUACCUCGGGCUGUGAUCCUCCGAACUACAGGUUCCCAAGGGACCCGUGUGUGUGCUUGGCCCCUUUCUGUGCUGUGGGCCUGGUUCCGGAAUCCAGCUCACUGAGGGGUGCCCUGCACACAAGUGCGCCUUCUCCUCAGAGUGGAGCUGUCCUUGGACAGGGCAGAGCUGAGCCACUUCUGUGGUGUCGGGGAGCGUCCUCAUACUUCCUCUGGUGGUGGGGUCUGAGACAGCCGUCGCCCAGCCAUCCCGGCACCUGCCUAGGAGCUAGCCCAGUGGAGCAGAGUCUCGGAGAAGCCUCACGUGCCCUGAUGUGGAAAGAUCAGUGUAGAUGGCAGGAGACAGAAGAGAUUCCUGAGGCCGUGGUGCGGGCAGCGUAGUGUCAGUCAGCACCCAGGCCGUACGCCAGGGCCGGCCCUCCGGCUGCCUGCCUUUCCUCGUGCCUUUCUGAGCAGAUGGGCCAGAAGCAGUGGUGGGCUGUAGGCUGCAGAGGGCUCGGGAGGCAGGGACCUUUGUCUGCGCUGUGUCCCUUUCCGUGUCCUCCACAUUGCGCAGGCUCCUUGGUUAACUCUCUCCUCCCCUACUGUUUGCUUCUGCCAAGCUGAGCCACUGAGGAGCCGCACUGUGCUGCAGAAACGUGGGGAGCACAGGCUCCUGCCCCCAGCACCGAGAGCCUCAUCUGCAGCUCUGAAGACCCAGGCCCAGCCCUGCUGUGGGACCUCCUAUCACCUGCUUGGCCUGGGCCUGCCCCAACCUGCAGUGCCCUGCCCUGGAGGCAGCGAAGACCAAGGAGACCGGAACUCUGGAUGGCCCAGGAAGCAGCCGGUCCAGGACAUGUGUUUUUAAUAGGAGAAGUAAUCCUUUUUAUACAUUUCUAACACCUGGCUCCGGCCUCUCGGUAAAGCUGCCAAUCUUUAUACAAGACAGGAACUGAGGAGGGCGGGCGGGCGCUCAGCCUGGCUAGAGCCAUGAGGACACACCUGUGGGCAACUUGGGGCAGAGUCGAGCUUCACUGUCUAGCGAGGUGAUGACGUAGACGUUCAUGGGGUUCCCAGUGGGGACGAGCAAGCAGUUCGUGGUGCAGGGGACACCUUCGUACUCACUCGCCUGUCUGUGUUAGCACUGCCGGAGGCGGCUGUCCCCAUGCUGCUGCCGGGUCGGAGCCAUGUCAGAAGGGAGAAGUGGCUUUGUUUAGGGCAUUAAUGGGAGUGUCAGUUAAGACUGUUGUGCCCUCUGUGGCAGGCUGGGCACAUCUGUUCCAGAUGUGGGGAAGGCUAGUCGGGUCACAGUCUUAUUUUCCCCGAGCUGUGGUCGGUCCUGAGGUCAAGCUGACGUUGCUUCAACUCUUCUGCUAGCUCGCUUUGCUUUUUAAAGUCACUUGGGUGCUGGUCCUCCUCCUGGGCUUAAGGAGCAGCGAGGGGCAGGCUGCUGGGGUUGGGGACCACCCCGGCCACUCACCAGCUUUCCCAGAGUAGGGAGCAAAAAAAGAAAGAUGGGGGGAGGGGCCUGGCCCAUGGGUACGUGAGGAGGCUUCAGGCCUCCCUGGCAGGUACUCACUCUGGUCCAAAGGACCAGAGGCUUGAACAGCGGCUGGGCGCUGCAAUUCUGGGCCUGUGCGGGGAGCAUCCCUGGGUGCCUUUACCUGUGGCUGGUCAGAGUGGGAAGCAGGGGCGUCCCCCCCCACCCCCGCCACUAGACCCGUGGGCCGUCUGCUGCUAGGCACUGGCGGUAGUGUUUCCCUUCCUGCCUCGCACUCUCAGCCCUGGAAAGCAGCCCUCGGCUCCCACCUCUCAGGAACCCAGAGACACCCUUAGGUUCCUAGAUCAGUUAUGUUCAACCCCUUCCCUGUGCCAGAGGUGAGCUCAGCGGGCUGUGUGGUGGGCACCAAGCCCAGGGGACACUGUAGACACUACGAUGGGCACUCAGACUCAUUGCCGUAGGGUCACAGGCAGGCGCCUCCCCCUCUCGACGCUGCUGUCUUAUUCAGGGUUUUCUACCACGGAGUCCCGGCUUGUCUGCCCUGCGUCUCUUUCAAGACUGGUUUCUGGACACUCAAGAGAUUCCUCCUUUCCUCCUCCUCGGGUGGGUCUCUCCUUUUCAGGACAGGUGCCAAACGGAAGGGCCUGCCUUUGGCCCUUGUGUGAAUCAUGCCUUGCGACAACCAAGGCUGUGCCUGAACUGUGAAGGGGCCAUUCUGAUGGGAGUAGCAAGAUGUGCCCAAUCCCCUCACAGCAGCGGCUACAGGCUCCCUGGCCUGCCUCUUGUCUAGCCGGCUGCCCUGCGUCCCAACGGGGUACUUUGGACUCUGCCUCUGAGGUUGCCCACUUGGGGGUUCUGAGAAGCCUUGGUUUUGAGCGCUUGGAACACACGGCUGCAAUCAAGACGGUUCACAGUUAGCUUGUGAGGUCCCCGGACCUGCACUGCAGGUCACGGAAGUUACUGCCCAUGGCGGACAGUGGGACUGGACUGUAAGAAAGAUGUUAUUUAAUCUGUUUCCAUAUUUUGAUACUUGAAUUCCCCUUUUGUUUUACUGUACAUAAAAUUGUUAGUCUGUCCAAUUUUGUUUGAAUUAUAAACACCUUGUGGUACCAAACGUAACCAAUCUGUGCAUCGGUGUAGACUGACCUCACUGCAGAGUGCGCACGCCCUGGGCUUCCAGCUCGGUUUCUUACGUAGCUGUGACCCAGCUAAUAAAGGAGGGUAGAAACCGGU
Rattus norvegicus (Norway rat) is the source of this 6949-nucleotide messenger RNA. It is a transcript of the gene Anks1a, whose product is annotated as ankyrin repeat and sterile alpha motif domain containing 1A. Gene Ontology annotation, biological process: neuron remodeling; ephrin receptor signaling pathway; substrate-dependent cell migration. Gene Ontology annotation, cellular component: cytoplasm; neuron projection. The record is from RefSeq and is a predicted model, not a curated record. Lineage: Eukaryota; Metazoa; Chordata; Mammalia; Rodentia; Muridae. Gene Ontology annotation, molecular function: ephrin receptor binding.